Aureobasidium subglaciale EXF-2481 is the source of this 1386-nucleotide messenger RNA. RefSeq lists its product as uncharacterized. Gene Ontology annotation, biological process: tRNA modification. The transcript has 2 exons. Gene Ontology annotation, molecular function: tRNA dimethylallyltransferase activity; ATP binding. Bases 1 to 1386 code for a protein of 461 amino acids. Gene Ontology annotation, cellular component: mitochondrion. The record is from RefSeq and is a predicted model, not a curated record. NCBI's taxonomy places the organism in Eukaryota, Fungi, Ascomycota, Dothideomycetes, Dothideales, Saccotheciaceae.
AUGUCCAACUUGACAGGGCGCGCGCCGCUUGUCGCAGUAGUCGGUGCUACGGGCACAGGCAAGUCUGAGUUGGCCGUGAAUAUUGCACGUAAAUACAAUGGUGAAAUCAUCAACGGUGAUGCUAUGCAGCUCUAUGAGGGCUUGCCUAUUAUUACAAACAAGAUGCCUGAAAAUGAACGUGAAGGCGUUCCUCAUCAUCUCCUUGGUUGUAUAGGCCUGGACGAAGAAACUUGGACUGUAGGCAAUUUUGUUUCGAAUGCGCUUGCCAAAAUCAGCGAGAUUCGUGCAAGAGGCCGGUUGCCCAUUCUAGUCGGUGGCACACAUUACUACACACAGUCUUUGCUAUUUCACGAUGCACUUACGAACAAGGCUCACGACGAAGAGCCGGUCAAGAAUGCAGAAAAACCGGCCAUCCUCGAAGAACCCACCGAAGUACUUCUUGAGAAGCUAAGAGAGGUUGAUCCGGUGAUGGCAGAUAGAUGGCAUCCCAACGAUCGCCGCAAGAUUCAAAGGAGUCUCGAAAUUUGGCUCCAAACCGGUCGCAAGGCCUCAGACAUGUACGAGGAGCAAAGAACACGCCGCGAGACUGCUGGUCAGAGCUUGCUCUCAGAAGAUGCCCAAGACGCAUCUCUUCUACGCAUGAGGACUCUGGUGUUAUGGGUGGGUGCCCAAUCAGAUGCACUCUCGAAACGUCUCGACACCCGCGUCGACAAGAUGGUUGCACAAGGACUCUUGGACGAAGUCUCAGCUCUCCUAAACUUUUACAAUGGCAGGAUCGCUGAUGGUGAGUCGAUCGACACGACGAGGGGUAUCUGGGUUGCCAUCGGCUACAAGGAGUUCCUCGACUACCAAGCCGCGCUGGAGAAAGGCGACACUAGCCCUGCACAAUACAAUAAACUACUUCUACAGGCUAUCGAGAAGACUAAAGCUGGCACAAGACAGUACUCAAAGCGCCAGAUUCGAUGGAUCCGCAUUAAACUCAACAAUGCCAUCGAUACUGCCGGAGCCAAAGGUUCUUUCUUCAUGCUCGACGGCUCAGACCUUGAAAACUGGCAGCAGAACGUAUCGGAAGCUGGACUCAAGAUAGUAGACGCGUUCCUCAAAGAAGAAGCACUUCCGGAUCCUUCAAGUCUGUCGCCUCUCGCAGCUGAAAUGUUGACGGCUUCCAAACCUGAUACUAGCACCCGAGCUGAUCUCUGGAGCCGCAAACAUUGCGAAGUCUGCAAUACGACAUCUGUCACGGAGAGUGAUUGGACAGUACACGUCAACAGCAAGAGGCAUAAGAAGGCAAUGUCAAGCCAGAGGAAACGUGCUCUUAACAGUACUACACAAGCAGCGACGCUUCCAGGACAAGAUAUUGUCGAAGAGAAAACAAAGGAUGAUUGA